GGAGUUUCCUGAUACGCUGUAGCAGGCGUCAGUGCAUUUGGAAGCACGAGUUUGCUAGUUGUUUGUAGCUUUCUGGAGCAGGACGUCAUAUGAUUUAAUUUGGAGAGGAUUUAGCAGAUAGUAGGGCUACAGCAGUGUGAUACCAGCGUCACUCCGGUUUGUUUCAUAACUGAGCCAUGAUCUUCAGCCGUGUGGGUCCACAGCGGUUCCUAUAGUCUUCCCAGCGUCGUAUUGUAGGUGUCCUUGGUAAAGAUCUAAAUGGAUAAAACGUCCCAAAAAAUUUCGAACCAGGACAUAAACCCCUGUUUAGAAGAAAGUGAUGCCUCUCACAAGUGUUUGGACACCUACAACUAUGAUAGGAGCAAGUGCUCAGCUUACUUCCAGAGAUAUAAGAACUGCAGAAAAUAUUGGCAUAAUAUAAUGGUGCAGAGAAGAAGAGAUGGUAUUAAACCUGAAAUGCCCACAGCUGCGGAGAGACUGGAGAUGCUCAGUGCCGUUGGAGGAAAACCCUACUGACUGUCAAUAGUCACAAAGAUGCUAAGGACUCCAGGUCUGCACUGAGAGGUUGCUGGAGCACUGCAGUGACUGUGAGGAACAGCUACACUUUGAAGAGGAAAAUGGAAUAAAUGUCUGUUAUGCUCAGAGAAGACAUUAAAUUUGUUAUAUGAAACUGUC
Messenger RNA from Xiphophorus maculatus (southern platyfish), 675 nucleotides. RefSeq names its product coiled-coil-helix-coiled-coil-helix domain containing 7 (gene chchd7). Lineage: Eukaryota; Metazoa; Chordata; Actinopteri; Cyprinodontiformes; Poeciliidae. The record is from RefSeq and is a predicted model, not a curated record. The transcript is spliced from 4 exons. Bases 259 to 516 code for a protein of 85 amino acids.